Miscanthus lutarioriparius is the source of this 3216-nucleotide messenger RNA. Lineage: Eukaryota; Viridiplantae; Streptophyta; Magnoliopsida; Poales; Poaceae. The record is from the annotation of a GenBank genome assembly.
AUGUCAGAAUCCUCAGCCUCGCCACACAACGAGGAGUGUAAUGGUUUUGGAGUGGUGGUGAGGGAAGGUGAUGACAAGUGGCCACUCUCAGAUGAUGGCGAAAGGGCAAACAUUUUAGAAAGAAUCCAUUCAUCGUUCAAAAUCCUUGUGAAGAACCAUAAUCUUUCAGUGGGCAAUCUAAACAGGGUGAUUCGAUUUGCUGUAGAGGAACUCAGGGGGUUGCCAUCUGGGUCACUACUGUUUAAUCACUCUUUGGACAAGUCGCCACUUUGCAUUCGCUUCUUGGAGGCAUCAUCACUGCGGAAAGUAGCUAAAUUCUUGCAGGACUUAAUGCAGGCCUCUGGACUUAAUAGGAACCUAGAGAAGGCUGAAGGACUAGGUGACGAGGAUAGUUUCCCAAAAAACCACAAUGUACUGGAGAAGGUUACCCUUAAUUCUGAUUCAUCAGAACUGAUCAUUGAUGGGCAGACCUUUGGUGGAAAGUUUGACUCCGAGAGUGUUGAUACUGAUGCAUUGCUUUCAUGGUUGUACGCUGGAUCUUCAAUUAGUGAGCAGCUAUUGGCUUGGAAUCGUAUGAUUGACGAAAGGUCAAAUCAGUGCGUCGACCUUAUUUGGGCACUUGGGAGGGAGUUCAACAGCUUGCAAAACUCAUGUGAACGGAAGCUUGAACAGCUGAGAAAUGAGGAGGCCUUUAUUUCUGUAGAGGGCCUCUUUUGUGAAGAGCAAACACGAAGGGAGCAGGUGGGGCGGUAUGGAUUCCAAACUUUCGAGGAGCUCCUCAGGAAGCGGCAGGAGUUAUUGGAACGCAAUACUGAGGAGCAGUCCGACAGUAACAGAUCUGAGAUAGAUGCAAUCUCAGCUAUUUUGAAGGAACUUCACACAUCACACUUUGGUUAUGAUGAAGCCCUUUCUGGCAUGGCUCCACGCCUUUAUGACUUUGAUGGGGCCGAAGAAGAUGAAUGGAGGCUGCAUGAUUUUAUACAUCCAAACGAUUCAAUGGUACACAUGGUUGUAUCAAAGAUGAAGGAACAAGUUUCUAUGGAGAUUAGCAAGGUAGAUGCUAAGAUUAUGCGAAAUUUCUCUGUGAUCCGGCAACUAGAGCACAAGCUUGGACCUGUUUCUGCUCUUGAUUAUCGAAUGAUUCUUUUGCCCCUUAUGAGAUCAUUCUUGCAAAGCCAUUUGGAAGAGCUGGUGGAUAAGGAUGCGAGAGAGAGAUCUGAUGCUGCAAGGGAAGCCUUCCUGGCCGAACUUGCCUUGGAUGCUAAGAAGAAUGCAAACAAAGGGGGUGAUAUGAAACAAUCCCAUGAAAAAUCAAAGGAUAAGAAGAAGUUUAAGGAUUCUCGAAGAUCAAAGGAGCUCAAGGAUUCAAGCUGGAGUGACCAGUCUCUCAGUCGCCAAGACAGUGCUGACGAGGAAACAGCAGAGACAUUUCAAAUGCUUGCUGAUUGUGAUGAUUUGGAUUGCAAACUCUCGACAAGUGAUGAUUACUUGAAUGAACAAGAGGAAGAACUAAGGCAUAGGGUACAACUUGAAGCAGAGGAAAGAAAGCUGGAAGAGACUCUGGAAUAUCAACGGCGGAUAGAGGAGGAAGCAAAGCAGAAACAUCUUGCAGAACAAUGUAGAAGUACAUAUGCAUCUUCUGUAAUUGGUACAGCUUGUCUUUCAAGCACUGGGAAUCAGGAUAACCAUGAAAGUGCACUCAAUAACUCUUCGCGUACUUAUCUCGAAGGCAUAAAGUUUGGUGACUUUCGCUACACCGAGAACAAUUUCAGUCAGAAACUUAACGGAUUGGAUUCAUCUGAUGCUCAGGCAUUAACCAGCAGUGAUAUGAGUGUUUCUAAGUUGACAUUGAAAAUGAACGGGGUUUGGAAAAAUGCACAACCUAUAAAGCCUCUCAGUAAUCAUGGCACCCAAAAUUCUAAGAGAAGCUCUAGCGAACCACAAAAGAAGUACUUCCAAGGUGUGCCAGGUGCUAUUUAUGAUGACGACGACAAUGAUAGGGCAUCUGGGCCACAAAUUGGUUCGAAAGCUUCUAGAUGGAGCAGCUCUUGUAAAAUAGCUCCCUAUGCAAACCACAGCUAUCAAGCUGGAAAACAGAAUCACUCUGCAGGAACAGAGAAGCCAAAUUUUGAGAAAGUUGACAGUGGUGCAAUACCAUCAGCGGAUGUGUGCAUCGAGGAUGAUUUUGAUAAAAGGUUUCAAGAUGAUCUUGAUGAAGCAAUGCGCCAAAGCCUUGGAUACGAUGCUUAUCCUGUUGGUACGAUAAGCACUUCAAAUGGGACAGAAGUGUAUGGGACUGGCCUUAAAAAUGCUGCUGGUGAAUACAAUUGUUUCUUGAAUGUGAUUAUUCAGAUCCUUGUGCUGUCUGGCGCUUUAUAUGGUAUCUUCAUUGACCUGAGCAAAGCAGCCAAGGGACAAGGAGAAGCUGUUGCGCCUACUUCAUUGAGGAUCGCUUUGAGCAAAUCCUACCCGAACAGCAAAUUCUUUCAGGAGGGACAGAUGAAUGAUGCAUCUGAGGUACUGGGUGUAAUCUUUGAGUGUUUGCAUAAGUCGUACACUUCUCGUACUGUCUACCAUGGUAAAUCUCAUGAGAAGAAUUCUAUUGGAUCAUGGGAUUGUGCAAAUAUUUCUUGCAUAGCACAUAGUCUUUUUGGGAUGGACGUAUAUGAACGGAUGAACUGUCACAAUUGUAAGAUGGAGUCUAGGCGGCUCAAGUAUACUUCAUUUUUCCACAAUAUCAAUGCUAGUUCACUCCGAACUGCGAAGAUGAUGUGUCCAGAUUCUUCAUUUGAUGAACUUUUGAAGGUUGUCAUAAUGAAUGAUCAACUAGCUUGUGAUCAAGACGUUGGCGGCUGUGGAAAACCGAAUCAUAUACACCACAUCCUUUCUACAUUCCCACAUGUCUUUACAGUCGUUUUGGGAUGGCAGAACAACAAAGAGAGUGUGGAUGACAUAUCUGCAACUUUGGCUGGUAUUUCAACUGAGAUAGACAUUAGCAUAUUCUACCGUGGUCUAGAUCAAGGAAGCAAACACACCCUGGUGUCAGUGGUUUGUUACUAUGGCCAGCAUUAUCAUUGUUUUGCCUUCAAGGAUGGACGUUGGGUCAUGUAUGAUGACCAGACAGUCAAGGUUAUAGGUAGUUGGGGUGAUGUGCUCGUGAUGUGUGAAAAGGGCCAUUUGCAACCCCAAGUGCUUUUCUUUGAGGCUGCAAAUUAA